Stylonychia lemnae is the source of this 4557-nucleotide messenger RNA. The record is from the annotation of a GenBank genome assembly. Lineage: Eukaryota; Ciliophora; Spirotrichea; Sporadotrichida; Oxytrichidae.
AUGGUGCUGUCAGGUGCUAUAACUUACUUCAAUGUGAAAAGAAGUUUUUAUUUCGAUGCUCAUCUAGAUAAAAUCAAGAUGUACUGUCACAGAUUCCUUUUAACGACUAGCUAUGUCUGCAUCAUUCGAGUCGUGUUUGAGAUUCAAUUAGCAGAGCUGCUGAUCUUUAUUCCUUUGAUAGCCUACUCGACCAUUAAAAUUUUCGAUUAUAUAGAUGGGAAACAAAGAGGUAAAAUGUAUAACCUUAUGUAGCAACUAGAAAACUUACCAACAUCUUAGAUAUAAUAAAUAUUGCUGCAAAUGUUAUAGAUGACUGAAAGAUAAAACAGCGAGGAUUUAAAAUAAUUAAAAACUAUUUUUAAUGAACACAGAAUGAGUUGUUUCAACCUUGAGUGCAUAUGCUCAAAGUAUGAGAGUUAUGUAAUUAAUAAAUUCAAAGUUACACAAUAGAAGAAGGAGACGUCAAAAGAAGAGGUUCCAUUGUAUGAUUACGAUGAUACAAGAAAAAUUAUGUUUGAUGAUGAUAAAAGUUUUAUGGAAAAAAGUGGAGUUAGAGGUUUAUCAAAUGAACUUGAAGACUAAUGCAAUGAGUUAAGGCAAUCAAAUGCAAAUGAACUCAGUCAUAUGUCAAUAGAUUCUCCUUUGAAACUAAGUGGUUCAUAGGAAAAAAUCUAAAGUCCAAAGGGAUAAUUCGUAGAAGUUAGCUUUAUGCAAAAAGUUGACAAUUUUACAUUUGCUUUCGAAACUAAUUAAGUCAUCUAGGGCUUGUAAAUAGAAGACUUCUAUAAAGAAGUUUCUAAUAUUGAACAUUUAAAUAAGAAAAUAUAUGAUAUGAACAAUUCCUAGUAACAAAGUGCAAGGGACAAAAAUGAUGAGUAAUUCUUGGCUUUUGAAAGUCCUUAUGAGGCUAGAAAAUUGCUGUUUUGUGUAAGUGAAAGACUAAUGCUUGAGGAAGCAAUGAAUAACUUUAAGAAUUACUUUGGUGGUUUCGACUACUCUCUAUUCAUUGAUGGAAAUCAAUAACAAAUUGAGCUAGAUGCUAACUAUGAAAAGACAACACUAAAUAUUAUCGAUUUUUGGUAAAAGUUUAAAUCAGACGAUAUUAGGAUUCAGUAAAUUUUAGACUUAGGUGUAACAAUAUCCUAAGAUAUUAAUAGAAUUAAAAGAGUUACAAAGAGAUAGGAAGAAACCUAUGCCAUUAGAAAAGAUCUUGCAAAAUAUCAACUAUAUGCUAUGUUUCAUCUAGAAAUGCUCCAUGAUCCAUUCACCUUUGGGCAAAUGGCAAUGUAUCUAAAAAACUCGAUUGUAUUUAAGACCAGGAAAUUUCUAGGAUAAGAUUCAGGCAGUGGAGCUGACUCAAUGAUAUAAUAUCAAUAAAUGUAAAUGGAUGAGAAGGGAAUUUGUAUAGCCCAAGCUUGGGCAGGAGAACGCUAGUCACUUCAAUUUUUAUUUGGUAAUAAAACUUUCUGUGAGAUGUUCAAGACCACUUAGCUAUUAUUACCUGGAAAUAGAAUUGAUAAUAUCCUUCCUUCAGAAAUACAAUAAUAGCACUAAGAAUUCGUUAAGAGAUUCUAUUGUGACGCAAAGCCUAGUAUCCUUGGAAAUUUGAGAAUAUAGUUUGCAAGAACCUUUGAUGGCUAUCUUCUUCCAGUCAAAUUAAGAAUAAAUUUCUACUUUCAUCCAACUUUCCACUAUUGUUUCUUUGCAUAGUUUGAAAGAAUAAAGUUUAUGAAUCUAUUUUAGGAGGAUUAAACAAAAAUAGCUACAGAAGAUUGUAUGAUUAUAACAACUGAUGAUAGAUUAGUAAUAAAUGAAUUCUCUGAAAAUGUAGGUUUAUUUUCAGGUGUUUCAAGAGAAAAGUUUUUCCAAUUAGAAGAAACUUUAGGCCGCAAAACGAAUUAAGGGUAAAAAAGAAUGAAUAUCUUCCUCAUACUACCUUUAAGUAGACAUCCUGACUACGAGGGAAUCCUCUCAAGCAAUGCUCAAGGCUCAAAACUAUUAAUACAUAGUCAACAUGCUGAUAGAUAAGCAAGAAGACCUAGUUAUACUGUGAAAAAUGGAAACUCUGAACAUAUAAUAUUUAAUGAAUCUGCAGGCUCUGAAGAGAUGAAAAGUUUUUCUAAAUUCCUUGAUAUUAGCUCUUAAAGCACAACCUCUUCAACUACAAGCUCAGGCAUCAUGCAAGCUCAUUAUGCCAAGAACCUACUAUUCCAAAACACAGCUCCUAAAGUAAUUAAAAUCAAUCUAAUAUUGGUGAUCACUAUGAUUGUGGCAUUUUUCGUUAUUAACAUUUACAAUCUAGCCGUUUUCCUCAACAAACACUCAUUUAUCAAGGGUAGAUUCGAUACCUACUCUUAUAUAAGUCAGCGGAAUAGUAAACUCAGAGCCUCAUUACUUGACCUUAAAAUGAUACAUUCUAUAGUCUAGGAUGUUAAAAACCUUAAUUAAUCUACUAUUCUGGUUGAGGGAGAUUCAAGGCUAGGCUUCUAUAUGAGAGAUCUAAAAUCAAACAUCGAAUUGGUAAGAUAAUAUUCUGACCAGUUCAAUUAGUUCAUUAUGAAUAAUUAAGAGUACUACUCAUUUGAUAUGCAGUUCGAGGACAUAAGCUUUUUAACUGAAAAAGGAUUUCUCUACACAGAGAAUGUCUCAUACAAGCACUCAAUAAACUUAUUUAUGUCCUACGCUGAUUAAAUUAAUUUAGAUGACUUUGUCAAGCAAAAACCCAUGCUCAAUGUUACUAAUUAUGCUAAAAACUACUCAAUAGUUUCAAAUUCUUCGAAUGGAAAGAUACUGAAUAGAAGCUUGACGCAAUUGGAAUAGGGUUUAUUCUUUUUAUUUGAAAAUGGAAUUUACAAAAUGUCAUAGCUAGGCCAGAGAUAAAUAUUCAUGCUGACUGAGGCUAGUGCUCAGCAAACUGAUGAGGGUAUUUUAAUGCUAAAUAUAUCAACAUAUGUUUCAAUCACUAUAGUUACUCUGAUUGGCAUCAUCAUAUUCCCUCUAGUUACAAAAAUUAUUGAGCGUCAAUACUCAGUAAUUCGAUUCUUCAAUUAUCUAGAUAUUGAUACCAUAGAAAAAUUGAUUUCUUAAGGAAGUGAUUUUCAAAAAACAUUGCAAGUAAAGAUAGGAAGAGUCACGACCGAAAACAAUUAAUCACAUGCAACUCAAAUGAACUUGAAAGAUAGUGUGGAGAAAGCUAAUAAUAAAAUAAGUUAAUAAAAUGCUGAAGAUGCAUCUAAAGCAGCAAAAGACCAAAUUAAUGGUCAAAAUACGAUUGAUUCUCCAAAUCGAUUUACUCCUAAAUCAGAAGGAAGAUAGAAAAAACAGGUCACAUAUAAAAAAGGUAAAAAUCCACAUAAUUCUCAUAAUGAUAAUAAAUAUAAAGGACCUAAUUUUGUUGCAAAUGACAGCAAAAAAUCAUCCAGAAGAAAUAAUUAAAGACAAAACAUAUUCACGGAAGAUAAAGAAGAUUUAAAAUAUCCCAAAGAGGAAAAGAAAGCUAAUGAGAAUCAUAAACAUAGUGAUGAGGAAGAUGAAAACCAUGCAAACGAAGAUGAAGAAAAUCAUGAUCCAAAUCUGAAGAGAUAAAAAAAUCAAAAGGCUUCCCAUCACAAUUUUCUCGAAGGUGAUUUAGGUAAAUUAGAUAUUAGUAAAAACAAACAAAUAGCUGCCUAAAUUACCAAGCUUUCAUUUUAAAAGCGUUUCAAAAUAUGCUUUUUACUAUCGAUUUUGAUUGUAUAUUUAAAUUCUUCUCUCGUUAUUUCGUUCUACCAAAGCCAGUUAGUUUUUAGCAACGAUAAAGACAGCGCAUAAAGAAUAAAUAAGUUUUAUCAAAGAGAGGAAUGUGCCUAUAACCUCUUGUUAUUUAUGAGAGAAAAAAUUAUUAGAAAUUAUUCCUUGCCAAUUGAAAUUUAUUAAAAUUCAAAAGAUUUCGUUAUACUUCCUGCUGUUAGCUACCUAAUUGAUGAGUGUUUUAAAAAUGAAUAUGAGAUUUAGCAAAUGAGGAAAAAUUUGCCAGACUAUCUUAAAAAUUCAGCAGCACAAAUUGAAGGUUUAGAGGGAGAUAAAUUAUGCGAAAUGACUUAUGAAUUAAGUGGUAGUGAUGCUGUGAAUUAAUGUGAGCAAGCCAUGGAUAAAAUCCUACAAAAGGGAAUAAGCAAUUCAAUGUUUUACAUUAUAGGCUACAUUUAGUAAAUGAAUUUCAAUCAUGAUUCUCCAUUAUCUAGAUCAUAGGAAUUUCUAAAUUCAUUGUUAAAUUAAAAGAAGAUCCAUGAUCUGGCAGAUUUCACUCUACAUUUUAUGAGCAAAGGCUUUAAUUUCUUGUAAAAAUUAGUAGUUACAUCAGGCUAAGACUAUUUCGAUGAAGCUAGAUCAAAUUUUAUGCUAUCAUUUGGAUUAUUUAUGGCAGUCACGGCUGUCUUAACUUUAAUAAUUGGCAUAUUUGUUUUUAGAAAAACUAAGUAAGCCAUCUUAGACAUUUAAAAUAUGCUGGUUUUACUUCCUCUUGACGAGUUAACACCACCAUAGAGAGUAAAAAUUGAGAAUUACCUAAAUAAGUGA